This is a messenger RNA of Habropoda laboriosa, 1152 nucleotides long. It is a transcript of the gene Pex12, whose product is annotated as peroxisome assembly protein 12. Gene Ontology annotation, cellular component: peroxisomal membrane; peroxisomal importomer complex. Gene Ontology annotation, molecular function: ubiquitin-protein transferase activity; zinc ion binding; protein binding. Bases 114 to 1106 code for a protein of 330 amino acids. The record is from RefSeq and is a predicted model, not a curated record. Gene Ontology annotation, biological process: protein import into peroxisome matrix; protein monoubiquitination. Lineage: Eukaryota; Metazoa; Arthropoda; Insecta; Hymenoptera; Apidae. The transcript is spliced from 7 exons.
CUAUCGCAAGCGCAAGUGUUCUAUUUAGAUGCCGUGAAGCAUGGCGAGACAUAAUACGUCGUUGUAUGGAUAAUGAAAAAGUGGACGGCACUGUUUAGGUAGAGAAAUCGAAAAUGGCCGAGAAAGGAGCGCAUUUAACAGGAACGACAUUCACGAGACCUUCAAUUUUCGAGAUUAUAGCACAAGAAUCAUUUGCGUCCACUGUUGAACCGGCUUUUAAAAAAUUUUUUUCGUAUAUUAUAUCAUUCAACAUUGAAAGAUAUGGACAUCUUCUUAGAUGGGCAGAUGAAGUCUAUUUGAUUUUCAAUGCAAUUCUUCAACAAUAUUAUUUUAAUAAAUAUUCUGCAUCAUUUUCUGAAGCAUUCUAUAGCUUAAAAUGUAUAUCUGUAGUAAAUUCCAAAGUUAAACACAAGCUAUCAAAGGAACAGAAAAAGUUGUCUAUAAUAUUAAUAGUUUUAUUUCCUUACAUAAAGAAUAAACUUUCCCAGUUAAGUCAACAAUACAAACGUGAAGAGGUAGAUGGUUAUGCUCCAAAAUCAAAAUUUGAGAAAUUAUAUCAUACUUGUGUUACUAAAGGAAGUACAAUAAUUUUCAUGGUAUAUGAAUUUAUGGUACUAUAUAAUUAUGUACUUUAUGUUUCUGGGAAAUCAGUAUAUACCUCGCCACUUUUGAGAUUGUUAUCUGUUACUUUAACAUAUGCAGAACCACAGCCUAUAGUUAGUGUUUCGGAUUUGUUAAGAAAAAUUAAACACAAUUCCUUUGGUAUUAAUGAUGGCAUACAUAUAUUUCAACGAAUGGUAACUACAUCCCUUGAAUUUGGAGCAUUUUUCCUUCAGUUCUUGUCAUGGUGGACUCAAGAACAUUAUUCAAUAAAUCUAUUGUCAUUACCUAUUCCACCACCUCCAAAGAUUCCAGAAACAGCAAAGCAAUACAAAGGCACAUGUCCAAUUUGUCAUAAAGCACUCAGAGUACAUACGGUACUUUCGGUAUCUGGUUAUGCAUUCUGUUAUCAAUGCAUUCUUCCUGUGAUACGUAAAGAUGGAAAGUGUCCAGUGACAAACUAUCCUGCUAAGGAAGAUGAUUUAAUACGUUUAUAUUUAGAGUAAAAUAAUAAUGUGCAUAUUUUAUUGUACAAGUUGUAUGUGUAAAUAA